UGGUUUUUCCGUGUUUUUUCCUCUCCAGGUGCCAGCAUGUCCACGGAUGGUGGCUUUGGCACGGGGAGCAGCGAUGCCCAGCAGAGCCUGCAGAGCUUCUGGCCACGGGUGAUGGAGGAGAUCCGGAACCUGACCGUGAAAGAUUUCAGGGUUCAGGAGCUGCCCUUGGCUCGGAUUAAGAAAAUCAUGAAGUUGGAUGAAGAUGUGAAGAUGAUCAGUGCAGAGGCCCCUGUGCUGUUUGCAAAAGCCGCUCAGAUUUUCAUCACCGAGCUCACCCUGCGAGCUUGGAUCCACACAGAGGACAACAAACGCAGGACCCUGCAGAGGAACGACAUUGCCAUGGCCAUCACCAAAUUUGAUCAAUUUGAUUUCCUGAUCGAUAUCGUGCCCAGGGAUGAGCUGAAACCUCCAAAAAGGCAGGUGAGAAACAAAAAUUCUGAAUUUUUUUAUUUUUCUCAGCCUGAUAAAAAACCAAAUAACACAGAUUUAAACGUGAG
This is a messenger RNA of Zonotrichia albicollis (white-throated sparrow), 497 nucleotides long. Lineage: Eukaryota; Metazoa; Chordata; Aves; Passeriformes; Passerellidae. The record is from RefSeq and is a predicted model, not a curated record.